Messenger RNA from Volvox carteri f. nagariensis, 885 nucleotides. RefSeq lists its product as uncharacterized. The transcript is spliced from 3 exons. Gene Ontology annotation, molecular function: protein binding. NCBI's taxonomy places the organism in Eukaryota, Viridiplantae, Chlorophyta, Chlorophyceae, Chlamydomonadales, Volvocaceae. The record is from RefSeq and is a predicted model, not a curated record. The coding region runs from base 1 to 885 and encodes 294 amino acids.
AUGGCAUCGCAUCGCCACCAGCAUGCUCCCGACUGGUCAGCGUUGCCGACGGAGCUGCUCCUGGAGGUGGCGAAGCUCCUGCUGCCCUCGCAACUGGGCAGUUUCGCGUUAGUAUCACGAGCAUGGCGCCAAGCGGUCCUGCCGCUUGUGACCGUCCUCCACGUACCAUUGCUCAGCAGCAUCACCUUGCCGUCAGGGCCCGCGGGCUCACAGCAAAUCGAGGUUGUGGAGCAGUACCUUGAUUUCCUGAAGCAACAGCAGAGACAACCUCAACAUCAGCGACAGCAAGUGCAACAAAAUAGCAGAGCAGGGGAAAGCGCAAACCAGACCACGCAGGAAAACGCGCCUAUCCACGGAAAAGGUUACGGGCACGGCUGUGGAAGCAAUGGAACCCACAAUUCUAACCACGCCAGCGCUCACAGCGAUGGCAUAGGUGACGUUGACGCCAAAAACCGUCAACGCGGCGCCACGGCAGGGUCCGCCGACUGCGGCGGUUUAUCCGCCACCACCCGCCCAAGCCUCGCCGCGAGUCAGCCUUCCACCAACGCCGAUAUCGGCCUCAGCCUCCAUCCUGGAAUAUCUCCCCCCUUGAUGCAGCACCUGCUCAGCCGCUUUCCCUUCGUUCGCACAGUGGGCAUGCACCGAUCACAGCUGCAGCACCCGCGGCUGGAAGUGGCGGCGCUUCAGGGGCUCUCUACCUGCCAGCCUACCGUCUCACAGCUCCACAUGUACGACACCCUGGCAUGGGACUUCCCGCAGCAACUCACCAACCUGGGUGCCCUCACCCAGCUGGUCACACUCAAGCUGUGGAGCCUCGGAGCCCCGGGGCUGGACCCCAGCGCGCAGCUGCCAGUGCGGUUGUCGUCCUUACGUUUCAGCAAGUAA